This is a messenger RNA of Pan troglodytes (chimpanzee), 2046 nucleotides long. It is a transcript of the gene OLA1, whose product is annotated as Obg like ATPase 1. The record is from RefSeq and is a predicted model, not a curated record. The transcript is spliced from 10 exons. Bases 354 to 1631 code for a protein of 425 amino acids. NCBI's taxonomy places the organism in Eukaryota, Metazoa, Chordata, Mammalia, Primates, Hominidae. Gene Ontology annotation, cellular component: cytoplasm. Gene Ontology annotation, molecular function: ATP hydrolysis activity; GTP binding; ATP binding.
GGUGUGGCUGUUUGCCUGACUUCAGACACCCCGGAUCUCCCGGAGGGAAGUCAGGGCCCAAGGCGCUCCGCAGUCCAGCUGGGGAAGCUUGGGGCUGUAGGCCCGCGAGUGAACGUGAGCAGGUAACCCAGGCCGCGCAGCCAGACGGAAGCGGAGACCUAGAACCGAGAAGCCCACGUGCCGAAGCGGAAGACUAGAGCUCCCGGGAAUGGCCUAGCCAGCGCCUUCCCCUCUCCAGCUCCCUGCUGCCGCGCGGCUCCUCCCACCCUGGGCUCCUCCCGCCCUACUCCCGCCUCCCCGGCCGGUUAGGCCAAUGGGCGGGACGCGCGGGCAAGGCGAGGGGGGCGGGGCCCAUGGUCUGCGCGCAGGUGCCGCUCGGCGCCCGGCCCGCCCGUUCCGCCGCUGUCGCCGCCGUCGUGCGUGCCGCUCGGCGGAGGGGACGGGCCUGCGUUCUCUCCUCCUUCCUCCCCGCCUCCGGCUGCCGGCAGGACCUUUCUCUCGCUGCCGCUGGGACCCCGUGUCAUCGCCCAGGCCGAGCACGGAAAUCUACUUUCUUCAAUGUGUUAACCAAUAGUCAGGCUUCAGCAGAAAACUUCCCGUUCUGCACUAUUGAUCCUAAUGAGAGCAGAGUACCUGUGCCAGAUGAAAGGUUUGACUUUCUUUGUCAAUACCACAAACCAGCAAGCAAAAUUCCUGCCUUUCUAAAUGUGGUGGAUAUUGCUGGCCUUGUGAAAGGAGCUCACAAUGGGCAGGGCCUGGGGAAUGCUUUUUUAUCUCAUAUUAGUGCCUGUGAUGGCAUCUUUCAUCUAACACGUGCUUUUGAAGAUGAUGAUAUCACGCACGUUGAAGGAAGUGUAGAUCCUAUUCGAGAUAUAGAAAUAAUACAUGAAGAGCUUCAGCUUAAAGAUGAGGAAAUGAUUGGGCCCAUUAUAGAUAAACUAGAAAAGGUGGCUGUGAGAGGAGGAGAUAAAAAACUAAAACCUGAAUAUGAUAUAAUGUGCAAAGUAAAAUCCUGGGUUAUAGAUCAAAAGAAACCUGUUCGCUUCUAUCAUGAUUGGAAUGACAAAGAGAUUGAAGUGUUGAAUAAACACUUAUUUUUGACUUCAAAACCAAUGGUCUACUUGGUUAAUCUUUCUGAAAAAGACUACAUUAGAAAGAAAAACAAAUGGUUGAUAAAAAUUAAAGAGUGGGUGGACAAGUAUGACCCAGGUGCUUUGGUCAUUCCUUUUAGUGGGGCCUUGGAACUCAAGUUGCAAGAAUUGAGUGCUGAGGAGAGACAGAAGUAUCUGGAAGCGAACAUGACACAAAGUGCUUUGCCAAAGAUCAUUAAGGCUGGGUUUGCAGCACUCCAACUAGAAUACUUUUUCACUGCAGGCCCAGAUGAAGUGCGUGCAUGGACCAUCAGGAAAGGGACUAAGGCUCCUCAGGCUGCAGGAAAGAUUCACACAGAUUUUGAAAAGGGAUUCAUUAUGGCUGAAGUAAUGAAAUACGAAGAUUUUAAAGAGGAAGGUUCUGAAAAUGCAGUCAAGGCUGCUGGAAAGUACAGACAACAAGGCAGAAAUUAUAUUGUUGAAGAUGGAGAUAUUAUCUUCUUCAAAUUUAACACACCUCAACAACCGAAGAAGAAAUAAAAUUUAGUUAUUGCUCAGAUAAACAUACAACUUCCAAAAGGCAUCUGAUUUUUAAAAAAUUAAAAUUUCUGAAAACCAAUGCGACAAAUAAAGUUGGGGAGAUGGGAAUCUUUGACAAAUUAUUUUUAUUUGUUUUAAAAUUAAAAUACUGUGUACCCCCCCCCCGCCAUGAAAUGCAAGUUCACUAAAUGUGAACAGCUUUGCUUUUCACGUGAUUAAGACCCUACUCCAAAUUGUAGAAGCUUUUCAGGAACCAUAUUACUCUCAUGAUACUUCAUUAAUCUCCAUCAUGUAUGCCAAGCCUGACACAUUUGACAGUGAGGACAAUGUGGCUUGCUCCUUUUUGAAUCUACAGAUAAUGCAUGUUUUACAGUACUCCAGAUGUCUACACUCAAUAAAACAUUUGACAAAACCA